AGCGCUUUCAAACGCGUGGAGGACGCGUCGCUCCUGCCGAGCAAACAUACAUAUCUAUAGACAGCCACACAGACAGACGCGCAGCACUUUUAACCCUAGUUAUUUACGGCGUGUUAUUACAGUGUGAGGCGGAAUAAGCAGUUAUACCUGGAGCCUUUCGCGUGCGCAACUGAAGCAGAGCAACUCCAGAAACAUCAAGCAGAACAAGUUGAACAAAAGCUGAGCGCUAUGGCAUCGGUGCCCAGCAGCCAAGUCAAAUGCAAGUUCAAGAGGAGGAGAAGGAGAAGGUCAAAGCGAAAAGAAAAGAUGAACAUGUUGUCUGCUUUGAUCGCCCCCUUUAAAUACAUGAGCCCAGCGGCCAAUGGGACAGAAGAUGAAGACACUUUGAGCACUAGCAGUGCUGAGGUGAAGGAGAACCGCAACACAGGAAACCUCGAGGACUGCACUGUUGUUCCAUCAGACUGCCAAACACUCUUCCUAUCGGAUUCACCCAGGGAUGGGACGUCCGGCCUCAAACGAAAACGUCCAUUGGAGGAGGACAAUAACGGACACUUGUGCAAAUUGCGUAUGUACUGCAAGAAACUGGCAUGGUCCGACGCACCAAAGAACGCUCUGGUCCAGCUGAACGAGCUAAAACCAGGCCUGCAGUUCCGGAUGGUCUCUCAAACAGGGCCGGUACAUGCACCCGUCUUCUCUAUCGCUGUAGAAGUUAACGGCCUCACAUUUGAGGGCACUGGCCCAACAAAGAAGAAGGCUAAGAUGAAGGCGGCUGAGAUGGCCCUCAAGUCAUUCAUUCAGUUUCCCAAUGCACCGCAAGCUCAGCUGGCCAUGGGUAGCCUGAGCAAUCCCACAGCCGACUUCACCUCGGACCAGUCCGACUUCCCAGAUACGCUAUUCAAAGGGUUCGAGCCGGACGGUUGCCGCUCUGCAGAGAGCGAGCUGCUUUCUAGCGCCUUCCGUUUGCGGCACACGCUGGACUUGAUGGUUGUACAAGCCAGACAAGGAGACCCCUGCCUACCCCCACCUCCUCCACCCGCACCACCACCUCAGCCAAGCCCCGUCGUCCUCCUCAAUGACCUGCGUCCCGGUCUGCGAUAUGCUUGCUUGAUGGAAUGCGCGCAGGGCAAACGAGCGCACCGCAGCUUUGUCAUGGCCGUUCGAGUAGAUGGCAGGAUAUUCGAGGGAUCGGGUCGCAGUAAGAAGCAGGCGAAGAGGCAGGCGGCUUUGUGCGCCCUGCAGUCCCUCUUCAACAUCAGGCUGGCACCUGAGGCGAGAGCGGGACUCCGGCCCAGCAGGAUGAAAUGCCCUCAUUUGCCCCAGGAGUUUGCGGAUGCGAUUUUUCACCUGGUUCGGGAGAAAUACACAGAGCUGCCUGGAUGCUCCUCGCUGCUGCAUGCACGUCACAAAGGCCUGGCGGGCAUCGUCAUGACCAGAGGUCUGGAUCUCAGACAGGCCCAAGUGGUGGCACUAUCGACUGGCACUAAAUGUAUUAAUGGAGAGUAUAUCAGUGACCGGGGUUUGGUGGUCAACGACUGCCAUGCAGAGAUCACAACCAGACGAGCCCUGUUGCGGUUUCUAUACUCUCACCUGGAGUUACACCUCAGCAAACGGAAAGAAGACUGGGAACAAUCGAUCUUCGUACGGCACAAAGACUCGUGUUUGAGACUGAGAGAGAACAUCCUCUUCCACAUGUACAUCAGCACUUCGCCCUGCGGUGACGCCCGCGUCAACUCACCAUACGAAAUCACCUCUGACUUGCACACCAACAGACACUUGGUGAAGAAGUUUCACAGCCACCUUCGAACAAAGAUGGAAUCGGGUGAGGGUACGCUGCCUGUGAAAUGCACAGUACCCGUACAGACGUGGGACGGAGUCCUUCAAGGACAGAGACUCAUAACCAUGUCCUGCACCGACAAGAUUUCCAGGUGGAAUGUGCUCGGCCUACAGGGGGCGCUGCUCAGUCACUUCGUGGAUCCGGUGUAUCUGUACAGUCUGACAGUGGGCAGCCUGAGACACACGGGUCAUCUGUCCAGGAUGAUGAACCACAGGUUGGAGAGAGUCGGACCUCUGCCCACGUGCUACCGCCGCACACAGCCUUUACUCAGCGGCCUGAGCAGCACUGACUGCAGACAGCAGGGGAAGUCGGCAUGUUACAGUGUCAACUGGACAUCAGGAGACGCCCAAAUGGAGGUGCUCAACGCAUCUACUGGAAAGAGGAGGGACUCUGGAGCCCCGUCCAGACUUUGCAAACAUGCGCUUUUUGCACGGUGGAUUAGACUCUAUAGGAAGCUGGUGGUCCGAGGAGCACCUCAGAGUGACACGUCGCUGUUAUACUGUGAAGCAAAGCAGGCCGCUGGCACUUACCAGACUGUGAAGCUGCAGUGGUUGAAGGGUCUACAAGAAGCAGGACUAGGGACCUGGGUCAGGAAACCUCCUGAGCAGGAAAACUUCACUAUGACUGUAUGAGUGUGAAAGCCUGACCUGAUAUCAUCCCAUCACCACUAAAACCACCCACACCCUCCACCAACCAGCUACCACCGGAGCCCUUUCUCAUCCAGUCCAGAAUGUUCCACUGCCAGAAAUACUUCACGGGAAGAUGAUGAAGGUGUCGUCAAUAUAGUAAACCUAAAAUGGAUGGAACGUCCUAGAAUCAAUAAAGCUUAUCAACAGCAUUUGUGACAUAUUGUUGAUCACCACAAAAAUUGACUUUGUCCCUCAGGUUUUUUUUCAUGUUAAGUAAUAUAUUGUGGUGAAAAAAGGAAACUGGUAUAAAAGCGGGUACAGAAAGUUAAAAAGCAGAAAUGGGAAGCCCACAAUAUUUUUAUGAAAUUACACCUGAAUACAAAAAUAGGAAAUAGGACUACUUUUCUAGGUGAACAAACUUAUAGUUAUGCCAAAAACUGUUAACUAUUACAUAAAGUUUCAAAACUUGACUGUAGUUACACUGUAAAAUGUUAAAUAAAUGUUACAAAAAUGUUACUGUAGUUAUGCAGCUGUUUGCCAGUAACUUACUGUAGAUUUAAAUGUAUGUUAUUUACUGGCAACAGUUCGUUCAAAGUUAAACAUAAAACAUGAACAAGUCUUUAUCUUUACAAUAGAAAACUAUAAAAUAGUAGUCAUGCAAAGCAUUCUGGGAACCAGAAAUCCUCAUCAACUUUUUUCUUCAGAUUUUGGUUCUCAGUAUGCUUUGAAUGAGGGUGUUAUUUUAGUUUUAUUGUUUAAAGAUAAAGUCAAUGUUUAAUUUUCAUUUACCUUUGAACAAACUGUUGCACUGCAAAAAAAAUGAUUUUCAAGAAAAAAAAUUCUUAGUAUUUUUGUCUUGUUUUCAGUAAAAAUAUCAGUCUUAAAUUAAGAUGCUU
Messenger RNA from Paramisgurnus dabryanus, 3359 nucleotides. RefSeq names its product adenosine deaminase RNA specific B2 (inactive) (gene adarb2). Lineage: Eukaryota; Metazoa; Chordata; Actinopteri; Cypriniformes; Cobitidae. The record is from RefSeq and is a predicted model, not a curated record. Gene Ontology annotation, biological process: adenosine to inosine editing; RNA processing. Gene Ontology annotation, cellular component: cytoplasm; nucleolus. Gene Ontology annotation, molecular function: tRNA-specific adenosine deaminase activity; double-stranded RNA binding; adenosine deaminase activity.